AUGUCUUUAAAGACUCCAAAAAAUUUCAAGGUUAUUGAUGUUUCUGAUACUGAGUCUGAUUCGGAAUCUUCUUACGAAAAACAUGAAAUAGCUAAACCUGAAAUUAAAGAAGAAAAAGAAAAGAAAGAAGAACAUAAACAUAGUAAAAAAGAUAAAAAGGAAAAGAAAAAAGAUAAAAAGGAAAAGAAAAAAGAAAAAGACAAUGAUAAAGAAGAAGAGCAAAAAGAAAAAAAUACUACUGAAGUUACUAAAAUGGAAGAAGACACUAAAGAAGAAAUAGCAAAAGAUGAAAAAGAACAAGAAAAAAAUGAAAAAGAAGAGUCAGUAAAUGAUAAAAAAGAAGAACAAGUAAAAAAAGAACAAGUAAAAGAAGAACAAGUAAAAGAAGAACAAGUAAAAAAAGAAGAAUGUCAUGAAGAAGAACAAGAAGAAUUAGUAAAUGAUAAAAAGAAAGAAGAGAUAAAAGAAGAAGAAAAAACACAAAAAAAAGAAAUUAAAAAAGAAGAACCUCAAGAAGAAGAGGUAUUAAAGAGAAAUAAAAAAACAGUAAAACAAGAAGAAAAGGAUAAACAAAAGAAGGAUGAGGGGAAGAAGUAUAUUAGUGUUUGUGUUCAAGGAAUUCCUAAACAAUGGAAUACAAGGAAAUUUAGAGAGGAGUUUGGAGAUUAUAAUAUUGCCAAGUGUAGAAUUAUUACAUUUAAAGGAAAAAGUGAGUCAAGAGGGUUUGGAUAUCUUGACUUUUUUAAUGUUAACGAGGCACAAAGAUGUAUUGAUGAGAUGACUGGUAAAGAAUUUGAAGGAAGAGCUGUUUAUCUUGAAUAUGCAAAUACAAAAAAGAAAGGAUAUAGACAUGGAGACACAAGUACUCCUGAAACUGCAUCUUUAAAUAAGUCUAUUCAAAAAGUAUGUUUUAAAUGUGGAAAACCAGGACAUAUUGGAAGAGACUGUUCUCAACCAGACGAUAAAGUUUGUUUCCAUUGUGGUAAGCUAGGGCACAUUGGAAAAAAUUGUCCUGAACAAGAAGUUCCAGAAAGUUCCGACCAAGUUACAUGUUAUAAAUGUGGACAAGUAGGUCAUAAGAGUGUGGACUGUCCAGAAAAUACUGAAGGUGGGUUUAAACGAAAGUCAAAUGAUAAUACUGAAGAUACUGGAAAGCAUAUAAGGUUUGAUGAUUAA
Molecule: messenger RNA, 1176 nt
Organism: Entamoeba histolytica HM-1:IMSS
Lineage: Eukaryota; Evosea; Mastigamoebida; Endamoebidae
Product: zinc finger protein, putative
Exons: 1
Coding region: 1-1176 (391 amino acids)
Biological process (GO): positive regulation of cytoplasmic translation
Cellular component (GO): cytoplasm
Molecular function (GO): single-stranded RNA binding; translation regulator activity; zinc ion binding
Source: RefSeq, a predicted model, not a curated record